Messenger RNA from Parastagonospora nodorum SN15, 1473 nucleotides. RefSeq lists its product as hypothetical. NCBI's taxonomy places the organism in Eukaryota, Fungi, Ascomycota, Dothideomycetes, Pleosporales, Phaeosphaeriaceae. Bases 1 to 1473 code for a protein of 490 amino acids. The record is from RefSeq and is a predicted model, not a curated record. The transcript has 3 exons.
AUGGCUUCUUCAACUUGGCAAGAAAAAGCCGCUGCGAAGCAGCAAUCUUCAUUAAACAAGAUUCCGAAACAAUGGCGACUUCCAGCCGCCGUCACGGAGACGCUACAGAAGCCGCUCGCAGAACAUUCCAAUCGCAUACUUGAGCUGGACAUUCCGCGCAAGUCGGGCAUCAUGAGCGACAAAGAAAUAGAAAUCACCGAGAAUUUCACAGUGGAAGAGUUGUUGAACAAGCUGAGAGACGGCGUCUUUUCCGCCCUCGAAGUCACAUUGGCCUUUUCAAAAAGAGCUGCGCUGGCGCAGCAACUGUUGUCUUGUCUCACAGAGACAUAUUUCCCCGAGGCAGAGGAGCGUGCCCGCUUUCUCGACAGCGAGCGAGCACAGGGCCGUAUUGUUGGCCCUCUUCAUGGGCUUCCAAUUAGCGUCAAGGAUGGAUUCCAGAUCAAAGGUUCACAAGCUACUAUCGGCUUUGUGUCCUUCCUGGAUCGAGUUUCAGACAAGAACUCACCAUUGAUCGACAUUCUGAUCGAGCUUGGUGCAGUCAUCUACGUCAAAACCAAUAUCCCGCUGACACUUAUGACCGCUGACUCGGAAAACAACAUCUUUGGGCGGACAUUGAACCCGCACAACACAAGCCUUACUGCAGGUGGUUCCAGCGGUGGCGAAGGGUCGCUCGUUUCAUUCAGAGGCUCGCCACUUGGAAUUGGAACAGAUAUCGCAGGAUCAAUUCGCAUUCCUUCACUAUGUUGCGGGACUUAUGGCUUCAAGCCUACAACCUCACGCAUCCCUGACGGAGGCCAGGCUUCACCAGCCUCACCCGGUCUAGACUUCUUCCUUCCUUCUGCCGGACCGAUCGCCAACGACAUACACGCACUCGAGAUUUUAUCGCGUACCGUCUUAUCAGCAAGGCCGGCGCUUCACGAUUCCACGGCGCUCGACGUUCCAUGGCGACAGCUGCCACCUCCCGCGCCAUCUGCGAAACUUCGACUUGGACUGAUCUCCGAGGAUCCUGUGUUCCCACUACACCCACCCGUGAAGAGAGCACUGGCAAAUGCUGCGAAACUCCUGGAAGCACAAGGCCACCAAAUUAUCCCCAUACCCGCGGCUCGUGCACACGUCGCCGACGCUCUCGCGGUCGCAUGGGAAUACUUUGGUCUCGAUGAACUAUCUUUCACCCACAUAGAAGCGAGUGGUGAGCCCUUGGUCAAUUCAAUCAUCGAGGGCGGAAAAGCGUACGAGAGAUUCAAGUCCGACUUCUGCGCAGACAUCGCCAGCUUGCAAGGCACUGCCCGGAUUGCCGCUCUCAACGUGAAGAGGCACGCCAUCGCCGAAGACUGGCGAGCAAUCUGGAAAGAGGAGCGACUUGAUGGUGUGUUUGGACCGGGUGCGCAGAACACGGCGAUACGACAUGACAUGUAUGGAAUUCCACCGUACACGCUUUUCUUGAACACUCUUGGAUGUAGCUCCAGCUUGUAA